Molecule: messenger RNA, 2473 nt
Organism: Myripristis murdjan (pinecone soldierfish)
Lineage: Eukaryota; Metazoa; Chordata; Actinopteri; Holocentriformes; Holocentridae
Gene: stap2a
Product: signal transducing adaptor family member 2a
Exons: 11
Coding region: 1-1095 (364 amino acids)
Molecular function (GO): signaling adaptor activity
Source: RefSeq, a predicted model, not a curated record
AUGGCGGCUGCACCCGUCAAGCAGCGCUCCGGGCCAGGGGGACCCCGGGCGCAGCUCCCGCCCUGCUAUUAUGAAGGCUACCUGGAGAAGCGCGGACCGAAAGAAAAGGCAUCCAGGCGACUGUGGACCUGCCUGUGUGGCAAUGCACUGUUUUUCUUCAAUAAUGCUAAGGACGCUCAUUAUGUGGAGAAGCUGGACCUCAGCGGCUUUGUGUCCCUGAAGGACGACUGUAGCCGAGACAGGAACCUGGAGGCAGCCAGACUCAUCCUGCGCAUGAAGGAUGGAGAGACUAAACUUACAGCACCCAAUCUAGAAUCCAGGGAGCUGUGGAAGGGUUUCCUCUACUCUGUUAUAGACCUGAAUGUCCCGGCGUGCCUCACCUUGCUGCCCGGCCAGCUGCAGAUGCUGAGGGAGGUGGUGGACAAAGAAAGGUCCAGGCGGAGAACACGCACUCCUGCACGAGCUCCUCCCUCACCUCUGUCUGUGCCUUUAGUAGGAGAGAUCCCACCAUGUUUCCGACCGGUGUCUCGAACAGAGGCUGAGGUCCUGUUGGAGCGACAUCCAGACUGUGGCAACAUGCUGCUCCGUCCAGGCAGAGAUGGAUGCUCCCUGGCUGUCACCACUCGACAGGACCUCAACGGAUCAGUGUUCAGACACUACCGUGUGACUCAAAGAGACCAAGGAGGCUAUGUCAUUGAUGUAGAAAAUCCAAUUCCCUGUGCUACUCUUCAUGAGGUCAUUGAUGCUCUGGUAGAGAAGACGGCAGGGGCGCUGCAGCCUUUCCUGCUGGAGGAGCCUUAUGAGGAGAAUAUCACGUAUGUUUCCUCCAAUGAUGAGAAUGGAGAGAGGAUCCUCCACACUGCCCCGUCCAGCCCUCUGCCAAGAGCUCCUGCCCUGCCGCCAAAACAAGAUCGCUGGUCCACUAAACCUCUGUCCAGGUCCCCCGCCCCCGACCGCCGCAUCCUGACAUCACCGGUACCAUCCUCACCCACCAAUCCGAUGAGACGACUCAUCCUCUCCCCUUCACCUCUUGCACAGACACUCAACGAAGAACUCAAAAUGAAGCUGGAGAAGAGACGAGCCAGUCAGGAGUGACAUACGAAAGCAGCACAACCAAUAAGGAAUAACUUCCUGUCACAGCUCAGCCAAUCCUCAGUGCCAAACUAACAAACCCCUUCUUGCCGCAGCUAUAUAUUCAUCCUGUGCCUUCUGGAUGGAAGACAAGUGACUACAAACUGCCACCACCUUUGGUUGUGGAGAGCUUCAGGAUGUUCUUGGUUUUGUUCUUCUUCUGGUUUUGCCACUGUAUGAAGGUGUCUGCAAGUCAGUUCUGUUCAUGCUGGACUGGAAUCAGUGGCUCUACAUCAAACAACACUGUUUUGUUAACACUGGAUUAGACUGAUGUAACACCUCACAAAAUGCUGCCUAUCUUGAGUGGCUAAUGAUCUACUUGAGCUUCGUCCAGCAGCGCAACACUGUUACAAACUGCCUACAAACAAAAACUGUGCCAUAAUGAACAAUUUCCCUUAUGAAUACAAUCCUUAACAAUACUGAAUCAAUAUGACGGGCAGCUUAAAGCUUACUGGAGAAGCACAGACAAAAUUCAGACACACAACUGAGCAUUCUGUUUGAGCCCAUGGCUGCUGAUGUUACCGCUAUUAUGCUGGAAACAAGGAAAGAACCGAACCACAAAUAGCAAAGGCCAACCCCGGAGAGACAGUUACCUGAGGACACUACAUCUGCUCCGGGAGAAAAAACAAGCCAGGAACACUUUAGUUUCAGCUCAUUAACACUCCUGAUUCACCUAAUUAAGUGUGACAUGAUUACAAAUUAGCUGAAUACAAGAGAAGUGUUUGAAGCUGAAGCCUGCACAGUCCCUGGCUUGUCAGGAGCAGACCGGACUGCUGAUGCAGAGUGGUAUUCCUGAUUAUUUAUCAUCCACUAAUAUAUUGUUGGUACAGUCAUACUACUGUGGCUCUUUAAUGACUCGACGUAAGUCUUUACUGUAUUGUUGGUGCCGAAUUUCAAGUGACUCCUUAAUUCUCUGCUACUGUGUAUGUGUACUGUAUGGUGCUAUACCUCACCAGUGCUCAGACCUCGUUGGAAACUGUAAGUGAUAUAUUGUAAUUGCCAGUCAAUCCACUGUGUUCAUAUGUAAAGGUGCCCUCUAGUGGACUGACUGUCGCCAAGCCUGUUUAAUGUGAAACCUUAUCAGCACACAGCAGGAACAAAACCAUGUGUGGGUACAGAUUAAAUGUUUUUAUAUCGUAAGCCUAACAUGGCAAAAUCACUGAAUCUGAUUCACAUCUGCACAUAAAAAGUGAAGUUUACAAUACUGUGUGAAUUCAGUAUCGGAGAGACCAGACUUUUGGCUUUGUAGCCUACCAUUUUACACCAUGCUGUACUCACACCCUACCUCUCUGUCUUGUACAACAGGCUUAUCAUUAGUGCAGGUCCCAAACACUGAAAACAA